This is a messenger RNA of Rubroshorea leprosula, 1200 nucleotides long. Lineage: Eukaryota; Viridiplantae; Streptophyta; Magnoliopsida; Malvales; Dipterocarpaceae. The record is from the annotation of a GenBank genome assembly.
UAAGCAAGAUUAUUAUUAAUAAAUACACACACAACAUCAAGCGAAGGAAGCCGAGGAGAAGAAAUACCCAAAAGAGCAAGAAUGGAUCCCGAUAAGCCAACGGUUUGUGUUCUUGAUGCGUCAACCUAUGUGGGUUUCUGGAUUCUCAAAGGACUUUUGAGUAGAGGGUACACGGUUCGUGCAGCAAUUCAGAAAAAGGGAGGAGAGACAGAAAUGGAGAAGAAAAUUAAGGAGUUGGAGAGGGUGGAAGAGAAAUUGGAGGUAUUCACUGUGGAUAUGCUGGAUUACCAUAGCAUUCUUGUUGCUUUGAAGGGCUGUUCUGCUUUGUUCUGUUGUUUGGAUUGUUCGGAUGGGUAUGAUGAUAAAAUUGUGGAUUUCGAAGUGAGAGGAGCAAUCAAUGUGGUUGAGGCAUGUGCUCAAACAUAUAGUAUGCACAAGAUCGUCUUCAGUUCAUCCUUAACUGCAGCAAUAUGGAGGGAGAAUAUUGGUUCAACAAAGGAUGUGGAUGAGAGGUGUUGGAGUGAUGAAGAAUUCUGCAGGAGAAAGAAGUUAUGGCAUGCCCUGGCCAAGACACUUUCUGAGAAGGCUGCUUGGGCUCUAGCCAUGGAUCGUAUGCUAAACAUGGUUUCUGUUAAUGCUGGACUAGUUCUUGGUCCUGGUGUUGCUCAGCAAAACCCUGGAUCAACGAUGUCUUAUCUUAAAGGAGCUGCUCAAAUGUAUGAAAAUGGAGUUCUAGCUUUUGUCAAUGUAAGCUUCUUGGCAGACGUCCAUAUCCGAGCUUUUGAGGACCAGUCCACGACUGGAAGAUAUUUCUGCUUCAACCAGAUAGUGAAGACUGAGGAAGAAGCUAUCACACUUGCAAAAAGCUUAAGCCCUUUGUUAUCCUUACCACCCAGGUAUGAAUGCCAAGGGAGUGAAGAGGUCUAUGCUGAGAGGUUGAGGACCACAAAGCUGAACAAACUAAUAGAGGGCACUGCAUGUUAGUAGUAAAGACAGGAUUCUUCCCUUGUAUCAAUUUCCCCUCAAUAUACUACAUUGAUGCAUAUAUGGUUGUAAAGAAAAUGGGUUGAUCUUUUCUCCCCGUAAUUCGUUUGCCAUAAUAUAGUUUGGUUCUAAUUGUCAAUCAAUAUUCCAAAAUUUGGUCCUUGAGAUUGAUCGCUGAUGAUCAAUUCAUAUAUUUAAUAAAGAUCAAGAACUCGG